AGAUCGUGCUAGAUCAGAGCCAGCUCACGUUCGUUUGGUUGCUGCCCAGAGAGAUAUCUGUGAUCCUAUCAAUGUGUUGUUCUUGGUUUACUUUUUAUAUGGGGUAGUCAGGAUGUCGUAUCCUCCAGAGUGGACUUAAGGGUUUUACGCCUCUGAAUGAAAGACUGGUCUUAGGAUACUUCCAGGAAGCUUUUUUUAUGUUCAUUUACGGGAUGUAGGCUCAAUGACAUAUCGAUUUUUACAGUGAAUACUUUCUGGAAUACUUAACUCGAAGUGAUUUUAUUACUUAAUCAUAUGUGUAACAGAACUCGAGCUCAAACAUGACACUUUAUUUAGAAGGUCUGAGUAAAGGUGAGCUCAACAAAGGGAUGGCUCAUUUCCAGGAAAUGAUGCGGCAGCAGCUGGAGAACUCCAUGUACACUGAGCUGCAGAAAAUGUUGGACACCACCACAGGGCCAGAGAGAGAGGUGGCCAAGAAAGACUUUGAGGGCUUCAAGAAUCUUUUCCACAGAUUUCUGCAGGUGAAGGGGCCCUCGGUUGAGUGGAUCAAGAUACAAAGACCCCCUGAAGACUCAAUCCAGCCCUACGAUAAAGUCGCUGCACGAGGCCUGCCAGACAGCGUGGCCAACAGCCUGAACAAACUGGUGGUGGUGAAGCUGAACGGAGGCCUGGGCACUAGCAUGGGAUGCAAGGGCCCCAAGAGCCUGAUCAGCGUUCGCAACGAGAACACCUUCCUGGAUCUCACUGUGCAGCAAAUAGAGCACCUGAACAAGACUUACAACACAGAUGUGCCCCUGGUCCUCAUGAACUCUUUCAACACAGAUGAAGACACAAAGAAGAUCCUGCAGAAGUACACGCACCACCGCGUCAAGAUACACACCUUUAACCAGAGCAGGUACCCUCGCAUCAACAAAGAGUCCCUCCUUCCUGUGGCCACAAGCUUGAUGAUGACCGGGCAAAACGCAGAAGGCUGGUACCCUCCAGGCCACGGUGACAUCUACGCCAGCUUCUACAACUCAGGCUUGCUGGACCAGCUGAUUGCUCAGGGCAAGGAGUACAUCUUUGUGUCCAAUAUCGACAACCUGGGAGCCACUGUAGACCUCCACAUCCUGCACCACCUGGUCAGCCAGCCCAACGGCAAGCGCUGCGAGUUCAUCAUGGAGGUGACUGACAAGACACGUGCUGACGUUAAGGGUGGCACACUGAUCCAGUAUGAAGGAAAACUGCGUCUGCUGGAGAUUGCCCAGGUGCCCAAGCCCAAUGUGGAUGAAUUCAAAUCGGUUUCCAAGUUCAAGAUCUUCAACACAAACAACCUGUGGAUCUCUCUGGCUGCCAUCAAGAGACUGCAGGAACAGAAGGCAAUGGACAUGGAGAUCAUAGUCAACCCCAAGACACUUGAUGGCGGGCAGAAUGUCAUCCAGCUGGAAACAGCAGUUGGUGCAGCCAUCAAAUGUUUUGACAACGCCCUGGGAAUAAACGUGCCUCGUAGCCGCUUCCUACCCGUCAAGACCACAUCCGACCUGCUGCUGGUCAUGUCCAACCUGUACAGCCUGGAGGCCGGCUGUCUCACCAUGAGCCCCAAGAGAGAGUUCCCAACAACUCCACACGUCAAACUGGGAAGCUCCUUCACCAAGGUUCAGGAGUACCUGACCCGCUUUGAGAGUAUCCCCGACAUGCUGGAGCUCGACCACCUGACAGUGUCCGGAGACGUCACCUUUGGAAAAAAUGUUUCAGUCAAGGGCACCGUCAUCAUCAUCGCCAACCACGGAGAUCGCAUCGAUAUCCCAGCCGGCUCCAUGCUGGAAAACAAAAUAGUAUCUGGUAACCUCCGGAUCCUGGACCACUGAAGCCUUUGUUGCCCUCCUCUCCCCUCCUGCCCUUAUCAUGUGACCCAUUUGGCUUUAUCCCAGUUAUGUGACCUGUUUGUCAUGUUUAGCUGACACCAACAGACUGUGAGAAGGGCUUUUCCCAGCAGGCUGUGUGUGAUUGUGUGUGCAGUGCAGGCUCUGCGUUCUCACCAUUAGGAAGCCGUGGACAUGGCUUACAGUGAGUUGGACACACCGCCCUCUACAGACUUACUAAAAUAUAAACCUUAAAUAGUUUUAGUCACAGCUUCAUAUUCUACAACAGGCCAGUCUGAUUAUAUUUUUAUUCUUUUAUCUCUUUCUUGGCCAGAAAAAUAGAGAAAGAAUCAAAUAGAUACUAUGGGACUCUACAAAUCUGAUUUGAUCAUCUUCAUCCUCACUGUGCACUUACAGCACUGCUAAUGCAAUCACAUAGUGUAAUGUACUUGAAUAGAAAGUCAUGGUUUCUGCAGUUAUGGGGGAGGUUUAACCAUUUAUUUCAAGCACAAUGGGACUCAACAUGGUUUCACAGUUCAGCUAUGACCAGAUUUGUUUAACUGAAAGAAAUAAUCGUUAUAUUUCAGUAAUUGUAGCUGUUAUCUGGACUUGGAGCUGGAGCCACUCUGUCACUCAUAGGACUACAACACACAACCUCCCACACUUACAAGUAACUAAAAACUAGUACAGUAUUCACUCGCCAUUUUUACCUCAAUAUCUUGCUCUUUAGCUGUAAGAGGUUUAUGAGAAAAAAAACUUUAUGCUUUGCUCAAGUGGAAAUGUUGGUGUAUAGAUGAAAGCAACAAGGUGACAUGGAAACAGACUGGGAGGAGAUUGUGAGUACACGACCUCCAAGAGAGUAAACUAGUAGCAUAUAUAGACAUCAGAUCUGUGGGGAGGAUGAGGAGACUGUUUGGUUCCUCAAACAAACAUCAGGUUUGACUGGUGUCGUUUUUAUUAUGUCGUCUCAUUGCAACCUGCUCUUCUGCAGUGGUUUAAUGGUGCCCAGCUGGAGAAUUAGUGCCGACAGUGGAUGAAAAUGUUGAUUAAUUGGCCAGAAUUGGUGCCUGGCAGGUACUGUAGCCUUCAGUGGACUGCUGCCUCUAAAGGUUAGGCUGAGGAGAGCGGUGCGAGUGAAGCAAAUCAGUAACGUUUAAAUAAAGACACUAGUCCACUGUUAAGGUUGCUCCAGUUAAUAGGUUUAAAUUAAGAUAAAACCUCAAAAUGAUGAACCAGGACAGCAGAAACAAAGCCUGAAGUGGUGUUUGUGCUAGAAAAUAAAAUGGUACUGAGCUUCCAGAUGUAGAGACUAGUGUGUAGAUUAGACCUCCAGUGUCCAGACUAACCUGGUCUGGGCUGAAAAGCAUGUUGGAAUUGGUGCCAUAGAGGAGAACUGUCCCUUGUUACCAUGUGAUGCCUGAACAAGCUGGACUGCUGUGAUCCAUGUCCAAGUACAGGAACAAUCAUUGCAGUCAAAAUACAGUAUACUGUAUGUAUAAUUUGAAAGUGAAGGCUUUUAUUUCCCUGUAUCACAUUAUGGAUUAGUUUUGUGGUUGUCCACAUUCAGAUCAUCAUGUCGUGUGAAACCUCAUGUGUCUGUUAAGGUGUCACAUGUCUCCUAUUUCCAUCCCGUCAUUCAGCACACAUUCUUCACACAAAGUAACAGGGGUGCAAUAUUUUCUGUAGUGUCACACACACAUUUGUCCUUCUGUAGUCGUGAGGACACUCAUGAUAAAUGUAAUUCAACCCUUAACCCCAAAACCAAGUCUUAACUCUUAGCAUAUUGAAGUUGUUGCAGAAAUGUCCUCACAGCAGUGAAGAACUAAAAUUUGUGCACACCGCCAUGUAAAAACAUACACACACGCAUUUAACACGUGUACAAGGUUUGGAAGAAUACUUGAGAUGUAUCUGACUUGUGCAGAUGAGGAACCUGAAAGCAAUAAGUGUUGAUCUGUGACAGUGACGAGGUCUCAGCCUCCUCAGAGCUGAAUAAAGUGCAAUAUGAAAUA
Monopterus albus (swamp eel) is the source of this 3850-nucleotide messenger RNA. RefSeq names its product UDP-glucose pyrophosphorylase 2b (gene ugp2b). Gene Ontology annotation, molecular function: UTP:glucose-1-phosphate uridylyltransferase activity. Gene Ontology annotation, biological process: UDP-alpha-D-glucose metabolic process. Bases 321 to 1847 code for a protein of 508 amino acids. The record is from RefSeq and is a predicted model, not a curated record. The transcript is spliced from 10 exons. NCBI's taxonomy places the organism in Eukaryota, Metazoa, Chordata, Actinopteri, Synbranchiformes, Synbranchidae.